AUGCGACAAGCUGACGGUUCUACCCCAGAAAGUAGAGCAGCGAUUCACGCCUCGGUGUUGUCCAAACCCUGUCGCACAGUGGAUCCAAGUACUUCAGCACAGCGCAAGGGUCGUCCCAAGAUUAGAGAACUAAUUGAUAGUUUUGGAGUUUUGCACCACUUUGUUGGUUGCUCUGGCUGGCGGAGUGACUUCAAACAAGGACAUCGUAGAUCGCCCGUUCCACCCGAUAUAGACGUCACUCUACUCAGAAAGUGCCUCGAGCACGUCCGUCUCAGAGACGGAAACAGUAGAGACACACCUGCUUGUGGAAUGAUCAUAAUGUCACGCAUAGGCAAAAAGAAGGAGGUCUGUCCUUUUGUUCAUAUUGUGGAUGGUGAACAAGUCACUGCUGUGAUGGUUCCGUUGGAAUGCAAGACACGGAUGACCAUUUAUGUUCCCAAAGACAAAACGAUCAAGAAGGCACUCAUUGUUUUCCCAGGCGACAUUGCACACACCCAUCCUGUUCCACUGCUUCGUAAAGCUACUCAGGAUGUCAAGCUCAUGUUUUCAAAGGUGGUCCAGCAACAUGGCGUAUUGGGUGCGACUGUCUCCAAGAUCGAGGCAUCGGCCAUCGCAAAGCAUGAGUUCGGUGGAAAAACUCCAGCGGCCUUUCACCCUGCUCUGGCAAAUAAUCGCUUAAAACACGACUUGAUCAAGGCUGAGAAAGCAAAGGCCUUUCCCGUAGGAUUGGGAUUAACCGGUACGUCAUAUUGA
Molecule: messenger RNA, 753 nt
Organism: Marasmius oreades (fairy-ring Marasmius)
Lineage: Eukaryota; Fungi; Basidiomycota; Agaricomycetes; Agaricales; Marasmiaceae
Exons: 5
Coding region: 1-753 (250 amino acids)
Source: RefSeq, a predicted model, not a curated record